GAGAGAGAGAGAGAGAGAGAGAGAGAGAGAGAGAAGAUGGAGCCGGAAAAGAAGGAAAAGGAGAAGAAGAAGGUGAUGGUGGCAAUUGAUGAGAGCGAGUCUAGUCACUACUCGCUUACUUGGGCGCUUGAAAACUUGGCCGAUACCAUACGCAAUUCUGAGCUUCUUGUCUUCACUGUGCAGCCCACCAACAGUGAUUUUGCUUACACUUACGCUUCCAGUUUCGGUGCUGCCCCUCCUGAGUUGAUAGAAUCUAUCCUAGCAAACCACAAGAAGUUCGCAUUGGCUUUAUUAGACAAAGCUAAAGACAUCUGCGCCAACCAUGGGAUUGUUGCAGAGGCAGUGACAGAGGUUGGGGAUCCUAAAGAGGCAAUAUGUGAAGCAGUGGAGAAACACAACAUCAAGUUACUUGUAUUGGGCAGCCACGGCCGGGGAGCUGUAAAAAGGGCUUUUCUGGGAAGCGUAAGCAACUACUGCGUUCACAAUGCUAAGUGUCCUGUUCUUGUUGUGAGGAAACAGGAAUGAAAACUGUUCUGCUAUAUGCUCGAUGCUCGAUCCAGGUCCGGGGAAUGUCUAUUUGUACAAGUGAUUUUUAUUAAAUCAACUUUAACUUGCAUAUC
This is a messenger RNA of Prunus avium (sweet cherry), 620 nucleotides long. Its product is annotated as Adenine nucleotide alpha hydrolases-like superfamily protein. The record is from RefSeq and is a predicted model, not a curated record. Lineage: Eukaryota; Viridiplantae; Streptophyta; Magnoliopsida; Rosales; Rosaceae.